Messenger RNA from Trichomycterus rosablanca, 3959 nucleotides. RefSeq names its product myosin binding protein C3 (gene mybpc3). The transcript is spliced from 30 exons. The record is from RefSeq and is a predicted model, not a curated record. NCBI's taxonomy places the organism in Eukaryota, Metazoa, Chordata, Actinopteri, Siluriformes, Trichomycteridae. The coding region runs from base 33 to 3599 and encodes 1188 amino acids. Gene Ontology annotation, molecular function: myosin heavy chain binding.
ACCGGAAAGGAACAAACAAACGUGAAUGCGGGAUGCCAGAACCAACUAAAAAAGCAGCCAAAGCACCUCUGAAGGAUGCUGCAAAGAAAGCUGGAAAAGAUACAACUCCAGCAGCAGAGGAGACCCUACCAAAAACAGCCCCCCCAGCUGAUGAACCAUCAGAUGCCCCUGCAGAAACCCCUGCUCCAUCUGAACCUCCUGCCCCAACUCCAGACCACCCUUCAGAGACCAAUGGUCAUGCUCCGGACACUGGAGAUCAUGACGAAAAUCAACCACCUGACACGAGGCAGGACCUGACCGGGCUCUUUACAGAGAAGCCUAAAAGCGGAGAGGUGACCGUGGGUGAGAAUAUCACCUUUGUGGCAAAAGUAUGUGCUGCCUCCCUGCUGAAGAAGCCUUCGGUCAAGUGGUUCAAAGGAAAAUGGAUGGACCUGGCUAGCAAGUCAGGAAAACACCUGCAGCUCAAAGAGCUUUAUGACCGCAACACCAAGACGUUUACCUUCGAGAUACACAUCAUCGGAGCCAAAGCUAACUUUGCUGGAGGAUACAGAUGUGAAGUGUCAUCAAGAGACAAGUUUGACAGCUGUAAUUUUGACUUGACUGUGCACGAGGUUCAGGCAGUAGAGGGGUUUGAUAUUCGAGCAGCAUUCAGGCGCACGAGCAUAUCAGCAGGCGGUAAGAAGAACAUGGGAGGACAUGGCAGUAGCACAGAUGCAGGUGAUGCAGGAGAGCUGGACUUCAGUGGUUUACUUAAAAAGAGCAUGGUCCAUGUAAGCAACAAGCCUGACGUGGAUGUGUGGGAUAUCCUUCAUGCCGCUCCCCCCUCAGAGUACGAGAAGAUCGCUUUCCAGUACGGUAUCACAGACCUGAGGGGUAUGCUUAAGAGACUGAAGAAGAUGAAAAAGGAAGAGAAAAAGAGUGCAGCUUUCCUUAAAAAGCUGGACCCAGCAUAUCAGGUUGAAAAGGGACACAAGAUCAAGCUACAGAUUGAAGUGGCUAAUCCUGAUGCAGAAGUAAAAUGGCUAAAAAAUGGACAGGAAAUCCAUCCAACAGGAAGCAAGUACAUCUUUGAGAGUGUGGGCAACAAACGCUUUCUCACUAUCAAUAACUGUUCUCUGGCUGACGAUGCUGCCUACACCUGUGUGGUGGGAGAAGAAAAGAGUUUCACCGAGCUGUUUGUAAAAGAGCCUCCGGUGCUGAUUCUGCGCAACCUUGAGGAUCAGAUGGCCAUGAAAGGUGACAGAGUAGAGUUUGAGUGUGAGGUCUCAGAGGAAGGAGCCCAGGUCAAAUGGGAAAAAGAUGGAGUGGAGCUUACUCGAGAUGAAUCCUUCAAGUAUCGCUUCAAAAAAGAUGGUUCCAAGCACGUACUCAUCAUAAACGAUGUCACCAAAGAGGAUUGUGGCCACUACCAGGUGAAGACCAAUGGAGGUCAAUCUAUGGCUGAGCUCAUGGUGCAGGAGAAAGACCUGGAGGUGUAUCAGAGCAUUGCAGACCUGACAGUAAAAGCGAAGGAAGAAGCAGUUUUUAAGUGUGAGGUGUCGGAUGAAAAUGUCAAAGGAAUCUGGUACAAAAAUGGUGUAGAGGUUAAGCCUGAUGCCAGAACCCACAUCACACACAUUGGACGGAUUCAUAAGCUCACUAUUGAUGACGUGCGUCCAGAGGAUGAAGGAGACUACACCUUUGUUCCUGAAGGCUAUGCAUUUAACCUUUCCGCCAAACUUAACUUCUUGGAGGUGAAGAUUGACUUUGUCCCUCGUCAAGACCCUCCCAAAAUCCACCUGGACUGCACGGGAAAAACUGCAGAUUCUACAAUUUUGGUGGUGGCUGGGAACAAGCUACGUCUGGACGUGCCAAUCACUGGAGAUCCCGCUCCCACUGUAGUUUGGACCAAGUCAGAUAAGGUAUUGACGGAUUCAGGUGGACGGGUCCAUGUUGAAAGCACAAAGGGGCAUUGCAUCUUGACUGUUGAGGGGGCAGAACGUCAGGAUGAAGGAGUGUACUCUGUUAUUGUACGGAACCCAGCAGGAGAGGAUACUGCUGACAUUCAUGUCAAAGUUGUGGAUGUACCAGACCCACCUCAGGCACCCAGAAUCCUCAGUGUUGGAGAAGACUCCUGUAUUGUCCAGUGGGACCCACCACUGUUUGAUGGUGGCCAGCCAGUUUUGGGCUAUGUGUUGGAGAGGAAGAAGAAAAAGAGCUACAGGUGGAUGAGGCUGAACUUUGACCCCUAUAAGGACACCACAUUUGAGGCAAAGAGGAUGAUUGAAGGAAUGGCCUAUGAGAUGCGAGUGUACGCUGUGAACAAUAUCGGCAUGUCACGACCCAGUGCUGCCUCCCAGCCGUUUGUUCCUAUUGCACCUUCCAGUGAGCCCGUAGGCCUUUGUGUGGACGACAUCAGUGACACUACUAUCACUCUGAAGUGGAGGACUCCGGAGAGAGUGGGCUCAGCUUCAAUCGAUGGCUAUGGGGUCGAGUACUGCAAGGAAGGCACUGAUGAGUGGAUUCCAGCAUUUGAAGGCCUUACUGAGAGAACCUCCGUGAUUAUUCGUGACCUCCCCACAGGAGAAAAGAUGCAUUUUCGUGUUCGAGCUUAUAAUGUGGCUGGACCGAGCCCCCCCGCCACUCUGCCCCAGGCCGUCACCAUCCGAGAGAUCAUGCAACGUCCCAAAAUUUGGGUCCCACGUAAUCUCCGCCAGACCAUCAUCAAGAAAGUCGGGGAGACCGUUAACCUGGUGAUCCCAUUCCAGGGUAAACCUCGGCCAAAGGUAACCUGGACAAAAGAUGGUGAGCCCCUCGACCCAAAACAGGUGAGCGUGAGGAACAGUGAGACUGACAGCAUCCUCUUUAUCAGGAGGACAGAGCGCAAGGACUCUGGGAAAUAUGACCUUCAGGUGCAGAUUGAAAAUGUAGAGGACAAAGCCACAGUGACCAUUCAGAUUGUGGACUUACCCGGGUCUCCUCAGAACCUGAAGGUGGUGGAUGUAUGGGGUUUUAAUGUGGCGCUGGAGUGGAAGCCUCCCAAAGACAAUGGCAACUGUGAAAUUACCGGCUACACCAUUCAAAAAGCUGACAAGAAGACAAUGGAAUGGUACACCGUUUACGAGCAGUAUCGCCGCACUAACUGUGUGGCGUCUGACCUGAUCAUGGGAAAUGAGUACAUAUUCCGAAUAUUUGCUAUCAACAUGGUGGGCCUGAGUCCAGAGCCAUGCCAGUCUAAAGACAGCAUCUAUAUCCAGAAAACAGGCAUCGAUUAUAAACCUCCAACAUACAAAGAGCAUGACUUUUCAGAGGUGCCCAAGUUCACACACCCCCUGGUAAACCGCUCGGUCAUCGCAGGGUACAAUGUCACACUCAGCUGUUCUGUAAGAGGCAUUCCUAAGCCAAAAAUAACAUGGUACAAGAACAAGAUGGACAUCACAAAUGAAGCCAAGUACCGCAUGCUCAGCAAGCAGGGAGUUUUGACUCUGGAGAUCAGAAAGCCAUGUCCUUUUGAUGGAGGGGUGUACAUGUGCAAAGCUGUUAACGCCAGCGGAGAGGACAUGGUGGAGUGCAAGCUGGAGGUUCGACCUCAAAUUGCCAAAGAGGAAACCAAGAAGUGAGACUUAUCUCCAGAUUUGGACACGGUGGGGCCUCAUGUGUCUGUCCAGGCGUCACACUGAGCUCAGGAUACAUCAAAGGUCACAAUACAGAGCAGAAAGAGAUCAUUGUGUUCACCCACAUCCCCACGGUUUCUAUACAUUACUUCAUGUAGCUAUGCAUUCUUUCAUUGAUGUGUCUGUUGCUUGUGUUCAUUUCAUUUUAUUAGUUUGACGUAAUUGAAAUAGUUCAUCGCUGUUGGGUUUAAAUGAUGCGUAGAAAUCAUUAUAAUCACCUCAAAGUUUGUGUUGUGUUCUCUCUUGCACCUUGCAAUGCUUUAUGUAAUUUAUCGAAAAAUAAAUUUAAAUUGACUCUCAAUACAA